This is a messenger RNA of Apodemus sylvaticus (European woodmouse), 3941 nucleotides long. It is a transcript of the gene Trim35, whose product is annotated as tripartite motif containing 35. Gene Ontology annotation, biological process: positive regulation of apoptotic process; innate immune response. The transcript has 6 exons. Gene Ontology annotation, molecular function: protein binding; zinc ion binding. The record is from RefSeq and is a predicted model, not a curated record. Lineage: Eukaryota; Metazoa; Chordata; Mammalia; Rodentia; Muridae. Bases 108 to 1661 code for a protein of 517 amino acids.
GCGCAGGCCGGAAGUGGGCGCGUCCGCUCCCUCAAAGCCCAUCCUUGAUUGGUUGGAGCUGUCUUAGCUCCCAGAUCUUCCACAGAGACAACGCCCGCAGGCUAGGCAUGAAGGCGGCGACGGCGGCGGUGGUGGUGACGGCGGCUUCUCCUGCGAUGGAGCCGGGCCCCUCUGUGUCUCCGGGGCCUUCGCGCUCCUUCAAAGAGGAGCUGCUGUGUGCCGUGUGCUACGACCCGUUCCGCGACGCAGUGACUCUGCGCUGUGGCCACAACUUCUGCCGCCGGUGCGUGAGCGGCUGCUGGGAGGUGCAGACGACGCCCUCGUGCCCGGUGUGCAAGGAACGAGCGGUGCCCGGGGAGCUGCGCACCAACCACACGCUCAACAACCUGGUGGAGACCUUGCUGCGCGAGGAGGCCGAGGGCGCGCGCUGGACCGGUCGCCGGUCCCCGCGCCCCUGCCGCGCGCACCGUGCCCCGCUCACGCUCUUCUGCCUGGAGGACAAGGAGCUGCUGUGCUGUGCCUGCCAGGCCGACACCAGGCACCAGGAGCAUCGUGUGCAGCCCAUCAAGGACACUGCGCAGGACUUCCGGGCCAAGUGUAAGAACAUGGAGCAUGUAUUGCGGGAGAAAGCCAAGGCCUUCUGGGCCCUGAGGCGCACCUACGAGGCCAUUGCCAAGCACAAUGAGGUGCAGACAACUUGGCUGGAAGGACGCAUCCGCGAUGAGUUUGACAAGCUCCGAGAUUUCCUGAGGGUGGAGGAACAGGCCACCUUGGAUGCCAUGAAGGAAGAGAGCCGAAAGAAGCACCUGCAGGCUGAGGAGAAGAUGAAGCAGCUGGCAGAACAGACCGAGGCGUUGGCUCGAGAGAUUGAGCGUCUGCAGAUGGAGAUGAAGGAAGACGACAUGACCUUCCUCAUGAAACACAAGAGCCGAAAACGCCGGCUCUUCUGUACGGUGGAGCCAGCUCCUCUGCAGCCUGGCUUGCUAAUGGAUGCGUGCAAGUAUCUGGAGUCCCUGCAGUACCGAGUCUGGAAGAAGAUGCUUGGGUCCGUCGAAUCUGUGCCCUUCAGCUUGGAUCCCAACACAGCUGCUGGCUGGCUCAAAGUGGCCGAUGACCUCACAAGUGUCAUCAACCAUGGCUAUCGUGUGCAGGUGGAGAAUCCAGAGCGCUUCUCCUCGGCACCCUGCCUGCUGGGCUCUCAAGUUUUCUCGAAGGGCUCCCACUCUUGGGAGGUGGAUGUGGGUGGCCUGCCAACCUGGCGGGUGGGCGUGGUACGGGUGCAGGCACACGCACAGGCGCAGGCUCAGGCUGAUGUAGGUGGUGAAGGCCACUCACACAGCUGCUACCAUGAUACACGCUCAGGCUUCUGGUACCUGUGCCGCACGCAGGGUGUGGAUGGAGACCACUGCAUGACUUCCGACACCGCCACAGCCCCUCUGGUCCAGGCCAUGCCACGCCGUCUGCGUGUGGAGCUGGAGUGUGAGGAGGGUGAGCUGUCCUUCUAUGACUCUGAGCGCCACUGCCAUCUGUACACCUUCCAUGCCCACUUCGGGGAGGUGAGGCCCUACUUCUACCUGGGGGCCUCUCGGGGUGAUGGUCCUCCAGAACCUCUGCGCAUAUGUCACCUGCGCGUCUCUAUCAAGGAAGAGCUGGACAUCUGAGCUGCGGGAGUAGCCCACUGACCCCCAUGCAGCGUCCUGUACCUGUCUUAUCCUUUCUGUAGCCCCAAGUCCUCCUGUGCCUCUGUCUUUAUUUUUAGUCCUUUUUCUGCCCAAAGUUAGGAACCAUCCAGGGGGUGCUUGGCUGAGCCUAGGCUCUCUGUGUAUAGUCAUGCUGGAUGUGGGCUUUCCGAUUGCCUUUGUUCUUGGAUUGCUGGUACACUAUUUUCUUGUAGGAUGGAUGGCAUUAUAAUUAAUGUAGGUGUGACUAUUUUUAGAGAUGAUGAAGCUAGCCUAUCAGAAGAUGCUUCUUGCUGAGUCCAUUUGUCAUUUAUGUUUCCCAGGAAGAGGUCCUUGUCAGGCCACACAGGGAAGCCCCAGGAUGGGUUGAGACGAGUGGGCAAAGCCUUCACCUAGGCUCUCCCAGCCUAGUAGGACAAGCUAGGCACUGGCCAGCCUAACUGAGCAAGCAUGGAGUUUCCCUGUUGGACCCUAGGACAGGAUCGUCCUUGACUUUUUCUGUGGGAGCUCUGUGAGGUACUCUUGGAGUACAGCUGAGAGUUAGUGGGUAUCACAGGAAGGGCAGCUCUAGGGCCUUUGGCAGUGAGUAAGGAUUGACCAGCUUCAAGUCAGUGGUGUAGAGGCCAAAGCACCAGGAUGCAAUGAGUGAGAAGACUGCUGGAGGGAGCCCCCCUGCUGCUCAGUGGGGUGGGGGCUAUGUUCCUGGUAUGGAAUCAACACAGAUUGGUCAACUCCUGCUUUGAAAGUUUCCUCUGGAAUUGUCCAGUUUUCUAGAACUGUUUUGUUAUUUUUGGUUUUUUUUUUUGUUUGUUUGUUUGUUUGUUUGUUUGUUUGUUUGUUUUGAGACAGGGUUUCUCUGUGUAGCCCUGGCUGUCCUGGAACUCACUCUGUAGACCAGGCUGGCCUCGAACACAGAAAUCCUCCUGCCUCUGCCUCCCAAGUGCUGGGAUUACAGGCAUGUACCACCAUGCCUGGCUUCUAGAACUCUUUUUAAAAAAUUAACUUUUUGCCCUCUGAAUUGAUACUAGUUCUUGGAAGUCACUGGAGGAAGGUAUGAGAAGGGGCCUCAGCGGAUGCUGUCUCAGUCAGGAACUGUUGGUCUGGAAGACCAGUCCUGCCCUCCUGCCCUUGUCUUCAUUGGCUUCCCCUGCUUGUUCUUGCCCUGCUCGCUGCGGACUGCUGUGCCCUCCGCCUUUUCUUCCUCAGUCGUGCCUAUAGGUGGAGUCUAAUUGCCAACUAACCAAAUCCAAGUGGUCUCAUAAGGAAAAAACACCGUCUCAGGGGUGCCCUGUCACAGUCAAGACCUAGGACCUAGCAUCCCAAUUUCAGCCUGCACCCCUCAUUAUAUAAGACUUGUUUUAAACCAUGUCACUCACCCACUAACUGGCUCUAAAUGGGUCGUGUGCAUUGAUUAUCUAACAAGUGGAGACACAGAAGAAACGCUGGAGCAGGGACAGUGUUGGCAAGCCGGCUUAGGAGUGUCAGAGGCUUGGGCACCAUGGGUGUGAAAAGGUGUCCCUGGUGUGGUGGAUGUGGUCAGUUUCUCUAUAAGAGACUCUGAGAUUACUAUUAAAAGUUUUUAAACAUUUUUUUCUUUUUAAAAUUUUAACCUUAACUCUUUUUAAAUAGGGUAGUUUCAAUGACCUAGUCUCUUUUAGAAAAGUUUUGUCCCACAAGACAUGUUUCUUUCAGAGCUUUUGUAAACACAAAUUCCUAUUGUAACUCAUACCUAACUUGAUCCUUCCCAUUGUGUGCAGUGAAUGUGCUGUGUAACUUGUUAGUUGGUGGACAUUUGGCUUGUUUAGCUAUUAUGAGUUCUGCUGCUAUGAAAUUUGUGUACAAGUUUUGUAUGGAUGUAUCUUUUUUGAUUCUUUGUCAUAUACCUUGGAAUCUGUUUUCCAGGUCAUAUGAUAAUUAUUUUAAGCCCUUUGGGGACUUGCCAAGCUGUUUCUAAGAGAGCCGUCCCAUUUUCUAUUCCCACCGGCAGCAGGUGAGGGCUGGCUUGUAACGAGUUCUGUCUGCCCUCUAAGCUAGCCAUACUGAGGAAGCUGGAGUACGUCUCAUUUGGCCUGUAGUUGCUAUUCCUGAUGGGCGGGAGCAUCUUUCCUCAUGUUUGCUGUGUAUCUGCUUUAGAGACUUCAGAGUUUGCCCAUUGGGUUGUCUGACCUUUUAUUAUGAAGUUUUAUAAGUUUGUUAAUGCAUUCUAGAUAAAAAUUCCUUUGUGUCAGAUGAAUCACUUAUAAAAAUUUUCCUCCCAAUUCA